ACAUCAGACAUCGGCAGGUGGUGUACUAGAAUGAAAUUUAAGUAGUAUGUUAUAAUUUAAUGUGAAGACAGUAUAAAGACGAGACACCCGAAAAGUCAAAAUGACGGAUGACACUGUCCAGUCGAAAGACGCUGGUCAAGCAGUGCCCAAAGCAAUGAUAAUGGAGAUGCUGAAAAAUAAAUUUGAAAAGCUACCAGAGGUAGACAGGAAACUUCUUACAUAUGGCUCAUUGUAUCUGGGGGGCAACGCAUCACUUGUUGGACUGAUUGCCAAUAGUUUUUACCGGCGGGCACUCAAUGUCACCCAAGGACGAGUAACCUCAAGCAUUCCCAUGGCUGUCUUGCCCUUUUUAACAACUGUUGCGUUAUACAACGCAGCUGUUACUAACCCUUUGUUGUCAGGAGAUCUCAAUUGUCCAACUUGUGCCGUUACCAGAGGUGCGCUUGUAGCAGUGGCUGGUGGCGGUUUAUAUCCAAUUUUGUUGGCUUUACCUGUUAACGCUGGACUUGCAACCAGAUACAGCACUGCUCCAAUGCCUGAGACAGGUAAUCUGUGGCGCUUCUGCGUGAGGCUUACCGAGCCCAUUAUCAAGAAAAUGGGUUUUGUGCUGGUACUGCAGACGAUAUUUGGUACUUACUUGAGCUCUAAGCACUUCGACAUCUUUCUGAAAAUGCUCAAGUUAGCAGAAGUAGAAAUCGAGGAACUUAAGGAUUAAGCAGUUCAUUUCUUUUUGCUUUCCUGUGUAGCAAAUGUAAUACAAAAUACAAUGUACUUUCGCUGUAAACUUGUUUUGGGAUUUUUUAAAAGCAUGUA
Chanos chanos (milkfish) is the source of this 813-nucleotide messenger RNA. RefSeq names its product transmembrane protein 126A (gene tmem126a). The record is from RefSeq and is a predicted model, not a curated record. Gene Ontology annotation, biological process: mitochondrial respiratory chain complex I assembly. Gene Ontology annotation, cellular component: mitochondrion. NCBI's taxonomy places the organism in Eukaryota, Metazoa, Chordata, Actinopteri, Gonorynchiformes, Chanidae. The transcript has 5 exons. Bases 101 to 715 code for a protein of 204 amino acids.